UCUACUUGCACAACUCGCAUCCAAUUCGACACUUGGUCACACGCAAUCUCUUCUUCAGCAAACACCACAAUCACCACCAUCACCAAAAUGACUGUCAAGGCCACCACCUGCUGCCGCCAGGGCACCGACGCCGAGUGUGCUUGUGCCCAGAAAGCCACCUGCUCAUGCGGCGAGCAAUCUGCUCUUCACUGCACCUGCGCCAAGGCCAACACUGAGAACGUCCUCGAGGGCCCGCGCUGCUCAUGCCGUGCUCGUCCUGCCGGCGAGUGCACCUGCGACCGAGCCUCUACGGAGAAUGCGCCCGUCUCAGGCUCAACCUGCCAGUGCGGUGCUCGACCAGCUGCUGGCUGCACUUGCGAAAAAGCCACCGAUGGCAGCUACAAUCCCGCCAACGAGAUCGACUUCACCAACUUUUCCAAAUAAAUAAAGAGAGCGAGCUAUCGUCUUUCGUCUUUCUCUUCUAUAAUUGUCUUCUCAUCUUAUUUCUCUCCCUUUUUGGUCCGAGGUGGCGUUUAGGGCGGCAUUGGAAUGCGAAAUUACGGGUUCAUAGGUUGGCUGCAGGCUUGAAGCUGCAGCUGCAUACAUUUUACAAAGAGGCUGCAUGCACGUACAUAAUUUUGGCAGGCCGGCGAUCGUCCAAUCAGCGGGCGCGUCGCUAUUCUGGGUCUGGAUCUGGGUCUGUCCCGUUGUUAUUGUUAUCCCAUCAACACAAUUGGGAAAUGGCGUUUGGCGGCUCAAUAUACAUGUGUCCUCCCUUGCGAGGCAUUUAGACUAGCAAUAUUCAUAACAAUAAUUGAGAUUAAGAUCAAUAGCAUACACAUAAUAAGCUAAACGCUUAGCGUAUUGUCAUC
Trichoderma atroviride IMI 206040 is the source of this 851-nucleotide messenger RNA. RefSeq lists its product as uncharacterized. The record is from RefSeq and is a predicted model, not a curated record. NCBI's taxonomy places the organism in Eukaryota, Fungi, Ascomycota, Sordariomycetes, Hypocreales, Hypocreaceae.